Molecule: messenger RNA, 4594 nt
Organism: Cotesia glomerata
Lineage: Eukaryota; Metazoa; Arthropoda; Insecta; Hymenoptera; Braconidae
Exons: 5
Coding region: 355-4038 (1227 amino acids)
Source: RefSeq, a predicted model, not a curated record
CUUUUAGACCUUUCAUUCCACUGAAUCCGACACCACAAUCUCAAAGUUAUAAAAUAAAAAAUUUCAACAACUGACAGAAAACUAAAUCCCAUAAACAAUCCAAGAAGACCACCAGUGUUGGCUGUAAUAAGUUGUAUUUAUUAAUUAAAUAUGUGUGUCAGUGAUAGCGAUAGACAAGUGCUGAUCAAUAAUUAUUAUUUAGCUCAUUAAUAAGUGAUUAAUGAUCAUAACAAUAACAACUUACAUAAAAAUUCUAUAAACCCAAAUAAUUCACUCUUUACGUAUUUGGGAAAUUGCGAGUUGACAAAAAACAAAUGAACUACUGCCAUAUUUUCUCUACAACACAGAUUCAAAAUGUCGGAGGAUAAACCAACUCUAGAAGAAAAGAAAGAUGAAGAAUCGGACCCGACCGAGGAAUUGCUCGAUAGAUUGCCCGAGUCAGUUACGACAAUGUGGGAAAUACCACAAAUAUACGAGUUCCUGUGUCUAGCUAAAUCGAGCUUGCAUAUCCAGCAUUUGUCGAUGUAUGAAAUGGAACGGAUGCUUCUAAUACCACGGGCUUCAAAACAGCUAGCUAUUAUAAUGACCAGCCUUUUGAGUCCCUCUCUACCACGAUCUAAACUAAAAAAAGUACCAUUAAUGCCAUAUGAAUUCUGGACAAAUUACCUAUUAGCCCACAAAGUCUCACAGUGGUACAAAGUUUAUCAAAGUAAAGAGUAUGACUCAGUAAAAGUAUUUGACACUAUCGGAGUCGAGCCAGAAUUUUGGGAAAUUUUUCCCGAGGUUGCUUCAAUGGGUGUUCGUGAUUUUGAAGAUUUUACCUUGAGACAACGUGUGUGGCUUCUUAAAACAGUUUGUGAUACUCUUACACAUUCGCGAAAAUCUUUGCAAGAAGAAGUUUCUAAUCGUUAUUUAAAUGGCGAAAGUGAAAAACUUUUAGGCCGCGAUCGUUAUGGAACGCGUUAUAUUUAUUUUCCUAUUUUUCUUGAUAAUGAUUUAAGAAUUUAUAAACACUGUAUGAAUAAUAAAGUAUUUUUAAACGCAGUGCCUGUAAAAGCUAAAUUAAAGCUUCAAAAUACGAGAGUAAGAAAAAAACGUCGGGAUAGAAGACGUACUAAUCGAUGGAGAAAUGGAUUUUUACCUAAAAGACGUUCUGGAGGGGGAAAAAAAAAUUCUAGCGAAUUUUCUAUUUCAGAAAAUAAUACAAAUAAUAGUAAUAAAAUUAUAGAAAAAAAUGAUAUUGCAAUAAAUAUUAAUAUUCAUAAUAAUUGUAAUCAAAUUGAUGAUUCUAAUUUAGAUAUUAAAGAAGAUAAAUAUGGAUUGAAAGAAGAUGAUAGCAAAGCAAUAGAGUCCUUAGAGUCGGAAAUUUUAAAAGAAGAAGAAGAAGAAGAGAAGGAAAAAGAAUGUGAAAGUAAAGAAGAAAAAAAAGAAGAAGAUAAAGAAUGUGAAGGUAAAGAAGAAAAAAAAGAAGAUGAUAAAGAAGAAAAGGAAAAGGAUAGUCAGGUAAAAGUAGAGGAAAAUGAAGUGGUGCCGAAAAUUGAUGAAAAACGUCCUGAGAACGAUGAAUACAAUGAAUGUACUGUACGAGACGACGUGUCUAGCAGCUCAAAGACUGACGAUGAGAAAAUAAAUGAGAUGUUGUCUAGUACCGUUAAUAUAACUAAAGAAAACAAUUGCUCUGGAUCGAAGAGUGACGAUGAAAAGUUAAUCGAGACGCAGACGCAAGUUGUCAGUGAUAAUCAAGUUGACAAUGAAGUAACUGAAAAUAUUGAUGCUGAUCUUAAAGAUCAGAGGGAAGAAAUUGGUGAACGUAAUGAUGAUGAUGAUGAUGAUGAUGAUAAUGAUAAGAAAGAGAGUAAUGAAGAAAUGGAUGAUUCGAAGUUGAUGGAAGAUAAUUUAUGCCAUGAUGGAAUUGAUGAUGAGAAUAAAAUGGAAAUAACGGAGGGUUGUAAAAGAGAUAUGGAGAAUUUUAAUAAUAUUUUGACUGAUUUGAAAGGUUCCAAGUUUCAACUUGUUGCGGAUAGCAUUGAUUCUCUCAGGAAUUUAAUUGCGGAUCUUUAUGCGCUUAAUUCGGUGAAAUCAACGCAACCUGUAAGAUGUGAGAUGCUUUUGAUCAGUAAAUUGCAGGCGUUACUUGAUACUUUGAAAUCAAAAGAAUCUAUGCUUAAAGAAUCGGCAGAUAAAUCGAGAGCUAAAUUAUUGAGUGAGCAAAAGAAUUUUAUUGAAGGAUUACCAGAACUAGAUGAUUCAUUGAUCGGUACUCGUAAUUCCAAUUCAUGGGUUCUUGGUUCUCAAGGAUGUCCUCUACUUUCAUACAGUGAUACUAUUCUUCAACGUUUGUUUCAAGAAGAUGAUAGUGAAAGAGAGAAAAUGAAAAUAAAAGAAGAAAUUGAUAAUGAUGAGUCGGAUCACGACUCAAAAGAAGAACCUGAAACCCGGCGAGUAUUACGAGCCCGAGGAGUAUCUUCAUACAUUGAGCCUUUUUCGUCCGACUCAGAAAGUGCCUCGAGUAGUUACGAAGACUGGGUAGGCUUCGAAUCAGUAGACCCAGCAACUGGAAUUCACAGUGCUCCAGCACCUCUUCCAGUACCUGCAAAAGCCCGCUUAACAACUGACCAAUCAGACGCGACUGAUUCUGACAAAGAUUGGAUACUGCCCAGCCGCCGUAAGCGAAAGCGUAAAGGAUCAUCACCCAGCAAACGUUUAAGAUCCCAAUCCAAUAAAUCACAGACUACAAAAGCCGACUUUAAGGAACCUGAAAUGACUCCAGAACCUGUAGUAGACCCGGUACCUGACCCAGUAUCAACAACACCAGACCCCGAUCCAAUAAUCAGCAACAAUGGUCUUUUAAAUUCCAUAAAAAUCGAAAGUGUUCACUCUGUACUCGACAUAAAAGACGAAGGACCAAUAAUGGACAGCCAGCCUGAGCCAGUUUCCGCGGGGAUGCAUCAGAAUUACGUAUUAGUAAAUGCAGGAAACGGGCCUGUAAAUUACGUAGUAAUGCCUCCGGAAAAUCCAUCAAUAGUUCCUCAAUCUCCAAUGAUCUCAGUAAUUCCACAAGUACCAAUGCAUUCAGGAUAUUACAUGCACAACCCACCGGGAUAUUUAAUCCCAAACCAACCCAUGUCUAAUCACAUGCACUCGUACGGCGAACCUUCGAAUUUACAAAUGAAUAAUCAUCAACAUAUGAUUAUCCAACAAAAUCCAAACUAUAUUCCUCCGCACAAUAAUUACAUGCCUUAUCAUCAAAUGAGAGCUCCAAUGUACUCUAAUCGAUACCAAGGACCAAUAAUGAACCAGCCUGGUAUGAAUCAACGCGGAAUUAAUCAGCCUGUAAUUAAUCAGCCUAGAGUUAAUCAACCUGGCAUGGAGCGACCAUUACCGCGCGUCGUGCAAAAUAGACCAAUUACUCUUCCUCCACGUCCUCGUCAUCCUGAUGGAGCGGUCAUCAGAAGCACUGUACCCUUUAGACCCACCUAUCGGCCCGUAGCAGCUCCAACUCUUCGAGCACGACUUACAGCUCCUAGACAUCCGAAUCAGCAACAGAAUGUUAGGCAUAUUCAACCACGACCUAACUUACAAAAAAGCAACCAACCUAAGGCGAAGACUACUUCGUUGAUUGUUCUCAGUGAUAGUGAUGACGAAAUUGAAAUGAUCAUCACUGAGAAAGCUGGUAGUACUAAUGCGACUACUCCGCAAAAACAAGGACCAAAAAAUACAGUGCAGAAGAAAGUUAUCAAUAGGACUGGUAAUAUUGAUAGCAAUAGUGGCUCUGCUCCAAAAGCUAAUACUGCUACCAAAAGCGGGCUCACUCCGCAAAUUAUUGAGCGCAUGAAUCAAGGCGGUAUAUCAAUUACUCCUGUCAAGCCUAAAUCACCUGCUAAAACUUCUCCUAUUUCGGCGACGCAACUUGUCGUUGUCGUUAAUGAAACGGGAAGCCACUAUGCAUUGGCACUACCUAAUGGUAGUAAAUUAAUACUUACUCCUGAACAGGUUGCACAGAUAAGGGCUUCCAAUGGUGGUAAGCUUAUACUAUAGUUAGAUUUUAAUAUUUAUAACAUUUAUUAGGGGCUAUUUAUUAAUUACGUAAGGAUAUUUAGAGGGGGGAGGGUUAAGAAAAUCUGUAUAUGUUCUUAUGUUGGGGGGUGUUACGUAAUAUUUCGUGAAUCAAAAUUCAAUAUUAAAAAUCUAAUUUUGGAUUUUAAAUAAUUUUCUUAAUUUUAAAGUGUACAGUUAAAUUCUUAUUGGAAAAUUAUAGUACUUUUUCCGUAAAUUAUCGCAUUUUUAUUAUUUAGAAGAUUGAAGAAUCUUAUGUAACAAAGGGGAGGGGUUCGAAAAAUCUUGCAUAUACAAUUGUGGUCAUUUAUUUAAGUAUGUUUUUUAAUAUUACUGGAAAAUAGUCGUUUGUAAACUAGAACGUUUAUUAACUCUAAAUUUGGAAAUCAAUUGAUAAUGUUACUUGUGACAUUAGCUGAAAAUAAAAAAUGAAAUUAGCGAAAUGGAAAUUUAACCAAAUAUAAAUUCAGUAAUUCACAAAAAUAGGGUAGAAGUACCGUUUUUGGCCAAUUAACAUUUGAAUUAAUUUAUAAAAAAU